Messenger RNA from Suillus clintonianus, 759 nucleotides. RefSeq lists its product as uncharacterized. NCBI's taxonomy places the organism in Eukaryota, Fungi, Basidiomycota, Agaricomycetes, Boletales, Suillaceae. The transcript has 6 exons. The record is from RefSeq and is a predicted model, not a curated record. Bases 1 to 759 code for a protein of 252 amino acids.
AUGCCCGCCAUUCGACGCGGGAGUACAUACCUCGAUGUCUCCACGACAGCACACACGCCUGAGGGGCGUCUGAAACUCGAUAAACUUCAUGCUAAUCGCAACCUUGCGUACCAGAAUGCUGUCUGUACCGCUUUGCUAUUCAUUUGCGAUGAAAAUCGCGACCUUGAUCCCGCGGAUACCUUAAGCGUAUCCUUUAAUGCUUUCCAGACUACAAUGAGAGGUCGGGCAAGCGCUGCUGAUAUGAAAAUGGGCUCUGGCAAGCAUCCUCACUUGCGGCGGCUGCUCUCAUUCUUUUGGGAGCAUGGGCAGAUUGACUUGACCUUUGCCCACAAUGGCCGUCAGCGGAACGUGGUCCAAGAGAUCGAUAUUCAACCAAGUUUCCGCGAAAUGCAAUCAUCAUUGUCACCUCGUGAAAAAUUCAGGGCAUAUAUGCCGCCUGCAACCAGUUGGUUGCAAGCGGGCGAACCCACUCGGAGUCUAGAAGCCCGGCUAGAGGACCAGAGAGGACCAGCGGCCGUCUGCCCUCUCUGUAGCGGAGCAAAGCAGCGCAUCUGUGCUUCACGCAAGACGCUGCUGCCUUCCUCUCUGAGCUCACGGGACUGUGUCGUUCUCAUCACCGGUACUACAGGCAUCGUGGGCGCACACCUUCUGGAAUGCUUGCUCAGUGCAUCACACAUCACUCGUACAUUUCUUCUCAACCGUGCUAAGCCCGGAACUCCGACCAUGUUGGAACGUCGAGAAGAGAUUUUCCAGACAUAG